Molecule: messenger RNA, 2900 nt
Organism: Vitis riparia (riverbank grape)
Lineage: Eukaryota; Viridiplantae; Streptophyta; Magnoliopsida; Vitales; Vitaceae
Product: putative metallophosphoesterase At3g03305
Exons: 4
Coding region: 155-2341 (728 amino acids)
Molecular function (GO): hydrolase activity
Source: RefSeq, a predicted model, not a curated record
UUCUAUCUUCUUUCUAUUUUUUCCUUUCAUCUAAUUUUCUACCUUUCCAAACACGCUGCAACUGCCUGGGGACUGGAAAGGAGAAAAUCUCCCACAUUCCCCCCUCCUCAGCGAGCAUUUCUGACAAAGAAGCUGAACCCAGCAAGAAGAGGAGAUGGGUGUUGUGAUUCUGAUGCUCUUUUGCCUUACCAUACACUUUGCAGCGUUUUCUGAACAAAUCCAUGCAAGAAUUGAACGAGAUUCAAAUACCCAUUUGAGGAGGAGAGUCAUUGAUGCGAAGGGCGGGCCGGAAUCCCUGAUAUGGGUGGUGCAGCUCUCUGAUCUCCAUUUCAGUGUGCACCAUCCUGAUAGAGCUCUUGACUUCAGGGCCUUGGUGGGUCCAGCUCUUUCCAUGAUCAACCCUUCUCUUGUUCUCAUAACUGGUGAUCUCACAGAUGGGAAAAGCAAGGAUUUGUUAACAAUGAAGCAAGAUGAGGAGGAGUGGAAGGAAUAUCAAAAAGUGAUGGAAGAUGUUGUAAAAUGGAGUGGACUAGACAAGAAUAUCUUUUAUGAUCUUAGAGGGAAUCAUGAUAAUUUUGGAGUGCCAGUUGCUGGUGGUUCAUUUGAUUUCUUCUCAAAGUAUAGCAUCAAUGGGCAAUUGGGAAGAAGUGGGAAAGUCAAUAGCGUCACUCUUCAGACUGGUGGAAGGAAGCAUCUCUUUGUUGGGAUUGAUAGUACAAUGUCUAUUGGUUUACGAGGCCCAACUAAUCUUUUUGGGCAUCCGACUGACCAACUAUUGACUGAAAUAGAUUCUGAGCUCUCACAGUGGAAUUCUCAAUCAGUGGAACCAGUAACAAAGAUUUCCUUUGGGCAUUUUCCUCUUUCAUUCUCAGCACUCUCAUUUUCAGAGAAGAGCCUGAAAGACAUUUUUCUCAAGCAUUCCCUAUCAGCUUAUUUAUGCGGGCAUCUCCAUACAAGAUUUGGGAAGAAUUUGAAGCGCCAUCAUCGACUGGGUCAUCAUUUCUUCCAACCAAAUAUUCAUCCAACACCAUUAGAAAGUGCCAAAAAUUGUUCUAGCAUGGCUGUACCACCAGUUGAAGAAUUUUGGGAGUGGGAAAUGGGUGACUGGAGAAAGAGUAGAGCCAUGCGAAUGGUGGCCAUUGAUAGUGGUUUUGUUUCAUUUCUUGAUAUUGACUUCAAGUCGGGAGCCAAAAAGAUCAUCAUAUUGCCCACAUUUCCGCUUGAUUCACGCCUCAUGUCAACAUCAUCAUCCCUCCACAACUACGAAUGCCAUUCUAUUGAUCCUUCAUCUUACGAGACUGUAAGAGCUCUAGUGUUUUCAGUUUCUCCAAUCAUAUCAGUUGUGGUUAGGAUCUAUGACUCAGAACCUGGAAAUCUCAAUAUGGUGAUGGAGGCACCUAUGAGCAAGCAUGAUGAUAACUCCUCCAGGGGAGAUCUUUAUACUGCUUUGUGGAAUUUUAAAGCCUUCGAGGACCCAUCCCCUGUUAGGUAUUGGCUGCAAAUUGAAGCAAUUGACAUCAUGGGAAGGUCAAGUUUAACUGAACUGAGGCCAUUCUCUAUAAAUGGUCUUAGUGGUAAGCUCUCAUGGACAUGGACGGAGUUCAUAGUCAUGGGUUGUCAAUGGGCGUCAUUGUAUUACCCAGUACUCUGGGCUUGUCUUUUCUUCAUCUUCUCCAUUCUUAUUCUUCCAAAAGUUCUUCUCACUUUCACAAAGGGUCCAUACUCGUAUAAGAGUUUCUGUGCCAAUAAAGGCUUCAGAAGUGGUAUAGCAUGGAUUCUAGUAGAGCUCUGCAGGCUAUCUGUUGUAUGGUUUGGUAUGUUAGGUUAUUUGUUCUACCUCAUAUUGUUCCCUUGGUUCUCUGGGCAAGUUUUCACUGAUGGCGGGGAAAGGAAAUACAUGACCUAUAAGGGCUGGGUGGUGAAAAUUUUUGGUGAGAGUAAAAAACUAGAAUUUAUUGGAUCACCUGACAUAAUGGUGGUUGUUCUUUCCCAUCUCUGUUUUGUGGUUUUGCCAUCUAUUUUGGUGGCAGCCGCAUUGGCUGCUGAAAAGGGGGGGUACAGAGUGGAGUUUCUCUCACGUUCAGGCAAGAAAGAAGACGAUUAUGGUUCAGAGAACAAUCACAGGAGCAAUAGAGGAAUGACAAAGUUCUGUGUUGACAAACGGUGGAUAAGGAAAAUUCUCUUGGUGGUUUGUUUGGUGAUUUGUUGGAAGCAUUUGAAGAACUGCAGAGCUCUUAUGAAAGCUUAUGAGAUGAACCCAUUUCUUCAUUUCCCAGGAUACGGCUUCUCAGUCCCACUAUUGUUGGCUUAUACCAUCUACAAGACGAGGGGAGUCCAAUGAGCUGUUGGGGAGAAGUCCAAUACUACUUUACCUUUAACAUGCAUCAUAUCUCAAGGCAAAUUUUGGAUCUUCCUAUAUGAAAAGGGGAAACCAUUCUUGCUGAUUCAACCACAUGAAAUUAUGUUGGAUCGGCUCAAAAAUUGUUAAUUACCUGCAGAAUAUUGAUACUUAAAGUACAUGAAAGGGCUCAUGAAAACGACAAUGCUCAGAAGCUGAAGCAAAGAAGGAAGGCAAGCAGGAAACUAAUAAACAAAAAUCAAAUAAAAACUCGCGUUGUGUCGAGUUUAGUUUGGUGUAGGGAAGCUCUGAAUCUUGUGAAGCAAUCCAUUCCUAUGAUCAAUGUUAAUGUUGUAGAAAUGCUAGUCUGCUGCAAACUAUGAUGAUGAUGAUGCCAACUCAAAUACAGAAUGAUACUAUUAGGGUCAUGUCUUGAGUAAAAGCGUCUUCUGGGCAUGUUUAUGAGAUUUAACUACAUUUCUCAACCGUGCGACACUCGAAUAUUUCAAAAACACUGGAAGUUUAUGCAGGGCGUGACAUUAAGCAGUCAAUUUUAGUUCAA